Messenger RNA from Sipha flava (yellow sugarcane aphid), 732 nucleotides. Its product is annotated as zinc finger MYM-type protein 1-like. Lineage: Eukaryota; Metazoa; Arthropoda; Insecta; Hemiptera; Aphididae. The coding region runs from base 1 to 732 and encodes 243 amino acids. The transcript is spliced from 3 exons. The record is from RefSeq and is a predicted model, not a curated record.
AUGGUGGAAAAAGUGAAAUUUGUUGUAUUUGAUAUAUUUCUUAUGGUGAUUUGUGAAAUAUUUGCUGUUGAAAAUAAAGUUGAUCUUCCUGCAUCUUCUGUGCCUGAUCAAAAUUUUAAAAACGCAUUUGUAGUUGAAGGAUUUUCUGCGUGGAAUAAAGCUUUGGAACGAUUCAAAUUCCAUGAAGUUUUAUCUACGGCAACACAAAAAAAAGGAUUUAACAUAUGUGCAUCUAUGAGUAUUUCUAAAACUAAAGAAAUGAAUGACGCCCGGUCCACUCUUUUAAAAAUUAUUUCAUCUCUUUAUUUGACGAGGCAAGGUUUACCAGUGCGUGGUCAUGGUGACAUAAACUCAAAUAUUCAACAAUUACUCAUUUUACGUUCUGAUGAUGUUCCGGAAUUAAAAAGUUGGUUGUUAAGAACUAAAUAUAAAUGGUUAUCUCAUGAUAUUCAAAAUGAAAUACUAUCUCUUUUAUCCGACGAAGUUCAAUUAAAUAUUGUUUCUGAAAUAAAAAAUGCAUUCUGUUAUUCGAUAAUAUUAGAUGAAACAAGAGAUAUUUCAAAUAUAGAACAAGUUUCUGUGUGUAUUCGCAUAGUAGACAAACAUUUAAAUAUAGCAGAUCAUUUUUUAGGAUUUUUCGAAACUCCUUUUACUGACGCUGAAACAUUAUUUAAUUUGGUAAUGAACACUUUAAAUAGAUUUGACAUAAAUAUAUCUAAAUGCCGCGGAUAA